GUCUCUUGGGGAGGCAUCCCCUAUCAUGAGUGCUUUUGCUGCGGGUCAAGCUGCUGCAUACAAAAUGUUUGAAACAAUUGCGAGGAAGCCAGAGAUAGAUGCUUAUGAUCCAAAUGGGAAAAUAUUAGAGGAUAUUGAAGGUGAAAUAGAGUUGAGGGAUGUUUGCUUCAGUUAUCCAGCGAGGCCUGAGGAGUUGGUACUCAAUAGGUUCUCUCUUGAUAUACCUAGUGGUACGAGUGCUGCAAUGGUGGGACAAAGCGGGAGUGGAAAAUCCACGGUUAUCAGUUUGAUAGAGAGAUUCUAUGAUCCUCAAGAAGGUCAAGUUCUUAUUGAUGGCAUUAACCUGAAAGAAUUUCAGCUUAGGUGGAUGAGGGGGAAAAUUGGCCUUGUUAAUCAGGAGCCAGUGUUGUUUGCAUCAAGCAUUAAGGAUAACAUUGCAUAUGGAAAGGAAGGAGCCACAACUGAAGAGAUUAGAUCAGCAUCUGAACUUGCAAAUGCUGCUAAAUUCAUUGAUAAACUGCCACAGGGAUUGAACACAAUGGUUGGUGAACAAGGAACUCAACUCUCUGGUGGACAAAAACAGCGCAUUGCCAUAGCAAGAGCAAUCCUAAAGGAUCCAAGAAUUCUUCUUCUGGACGAAGCUACAAGUGCCCUUGAUGCAGAGUCCGAAAGAACAGUGCAAGAGGCUCUAGACAGGGUCAUGGUUAAUCGAACUACUGUUGUUGUGGCACAUCGGUUGAGCACAGUGAGGAAUGCUGAUACGAUUGUUGUAAUUCAUAGAGGGAAGGUGGUUGAAAAAGGAACACACUCAGAACUGGUGAAGGAUCUCGAGGGAGCUUACUCUCAAUUGAUACGUUUACAAGAAGUAAACAAAGAAUCAGAAGAAACUACAAGCUUUCACAGCAAGAGCGAACUUUCUACGGAAUCCUCUACACUGUUAAACAAAAAGAUAUCAACUCGGAGAUCUAUCAGUAGGGGAUCAUCUUUGGGGAGUAGUAGCCGACACUCAUUUUCGCUUUCUGGUUUACCCAAAGGUGUUAGUGUCCCUGAUACUGAAAGUGUUAGUGUCCCUGAUACUGAAAGUGAUGACGCAUUACUCGAAACACAAGCACAAGUGGUUUCACUACGCCGGCUUGCUUCCAUCAACAAACCAGAGGUUCCAGUUCUUCUGAUUGGAUGUCUAGCUGCCAUAGCAAAUGGUGUUAUACUUCCCAUAUUUGGGGUGUUGAUUUCCACUGCGGUCAAAAUAUUUUAUGAGCCAGUUGAUGAGAUGAAAAAGGACUCCAAAUUUUGGGCACUUAUGUUCGUGGUUCUUGGUCUUGCAUCAUUUUUGGUAAUUCCAGCUCGAGCAUACUUUUUUUCUGUGGCUGGAUGCAAGUUAAUCCAACGUAUCAGGGUAAUAUGUUUUGAGAAAGUGGUGAACAUGGAGGUUGGUUGGUUUGAUGAGCCUAGCAACUCAAGUGGUGCUAUAAGUGCAAGGCUCUCAGCAAUUGCUACUUCUGUGCGCACCCUUGUUGGUGAUGCACUGGGGCUGUUGGUCCAAAAUUUAACAUGUGCCUUGGCAGGUUUGAUUAUUGCUUUCAUUGCAUGCUGGCAAUUGGCUUUGAUUAUUCUUGUCUUGAUUCCCCUUAUUGGCGCAAAUGGCUAUGUUCAAACGAAGUUCAUGAAGGGGUUCAGCAAAGACGCAAAGAUGAUGUACGAGGAAGCAAGCCAAGUUGCCAAGGAUGCAGUUGGAAAUAUAAGAACAGUAGCUUCUUUCUGUGCAGAAGAUAAGGUAAUGGAAUUGUAUAGGAAGAAAUGUGAAGACCCCAUGAAAACAGGGAUAUGGCAAGGGUUGAUCAGCGGAUUAGGAUUUGGGGUUUCAUUUUUCUUACUAUUUUGUGUCUAUGCAACUAGUUUCUAUGCAGGAGCUAGACUAGUGGCCGCUGGAGAAACAUCAUUCUCCAAUGUUUUUCGGGUUUUCUUUGCUUUAACUAUGGCAGCUAUUGGGGUUUCCCAGUUUAGCACAAUUUCUCCUGAUUCUGGCAAAGCCAAGUCAGUAACUGCGGCCAUAUUUGGAAUAAUUGAUAAGAAGUCAGAGAUAGAUCCAAGUGACGAGACUGGUACCACAUUGGAUAUAGUUGAGGGAGAAAUUGAGCUUCAUCAAGUGAGUUUCAACUACCCGUCAAGGCCAAAGAUACAGAUUUUUCGAGACCUUAACUUGGUUAUCCAUUCUGGCAAGACAGUGGCCCUUGUUGGUGAAAGUGGAUGUGGAAAAUCGACAGUGAUUUCGUUGUUGCAGAGAUUUUAUAUUCCAAAUUCAGGUGAAAUCAAACUUGACGGUGUACCAAUUGAGGAGUUACAAUUGAAGUGGUUUAGGCAGCAAAUGGGUUUGGUAAGCCAAGAGCCAGUAUUGUUCAAUGACACUAUUCGUGGUAACAUUGCUUAUGGGAAGGGAGGUGAAGCAAGUGAAGCAGAAAUCAUAACAGCCGCAGAACAAGCUAAUGCCCAUGUAUUUAUCAGUGCCUUACAACAGAGUUAUAACACCGUAGUGGGAGAAAGGGGAACACAAUUAUCUGGUGGGCAGAAGCAAAGGGUAGCCAUUGCCCGUGCUUUGAUUAAAAGUCCAAAGAUAUUGCUAUUAGACGAAGCCACAAGUGCAUUAGACGCUGAGUCAGAGAGAGUUGUUCAGGAUGCAUUGGACAAAGUCAUUGUGAAUAGAACCACUGUGGUUGUGGCUCAUCGCCUAUCUGCAAUAAAAAAUGCAGAUUUGAUUGCUGUUGUUAAAGAUGGAGUCAUCGUGGAGAAGGGAAGCCAUGAAACACUCGUUAAAGUCACCAACGGGUUUUACGCUUCCUUAGUCCAACUUCACUCAAAUGGUUCAAAAACUAGAGUACCCUGAGAAACAAGAACGAGAAAAUAUUGUAAGUUAAUAAAUUCAUGAACUCGUGUUACGUUAAGGAUAGUAUGACAUUUACUAUUAGUUGGCUAAUUCCU
This is a messenger RNA of Vigna umbellata (rice bean), 2976 nucleotides long. The record is from RefSeq and is a predicted model, not a curated record. Lineage: Eukaryota; Viridiplantae; Streptophyta; Magnoliopsida; Fabales; Fabaceae.